Molecule: messenger RNA, 7675 nt
Organism: Girardinichthys multiradiatus
Lineage: Eukaryota; Metazoa; Chordata; Actinopteri; Cyprinodontiformes; Goodeidae
Gene: nhsb
Product: Nance-Horan syndrome b (congenital cataracts and dental anomalies)
Exons: 14
Coding region: 621-5756 (1711 amino acids)
Biological process (GO): lens development in camera-type eye; cell differentiation
Source: RefSeq, a predicted model, not a curated record
ACCACUGGAUACAAGCUGCGUCAAUAACCUGAAAAACAACCUGAAUGCCGUCGGAAAGGAGGAAAAACGCUUAAAAAAUAAAGGUUAGGGGUUCACUGAAGGACCAAAAUAUAAUUAUUGUUUAGCAUUAUAUAAUUACGUAAGAAAUCCUACUGAUGCGACUGUUUUACAUUGUACGGCGUUUACAUUUUUAGCCGGCACAUUUUUGGUUUCCUCCAUUUGACCGUGAGUCUUGUUUUGAAAUGCCUCACCGUCUCCUCCUUUGCGCUCGGGCCGAAUUGACUCUGCACGGAGGCAACCCAUGAUCACAGACUCAACACGCAUCCUCACACCACUGACCUGGGCUGUGCUGUGUCCUGCAUGUGUGUGGAUGUGUGUGCAUGUGUGUGAGCGGGAGUGUGAGUGAUCCCCACCAACGAGCAGCAGGAUGGAGGAUCUCAAGGAGAAUCUGGGAACUUUGGAUUGACGCCCGGGGAUAACGCGCCGUCGGCCUGAACCUCAUUGGGCUUCUCGUGGAUUUUAUACAUUUGGAUGUUGUCUUUACCCAGUUUUUACCUUUUUCUUGUACGCAGUGGGGAUUUACACUUGGCUUGCAGUCUCUGCUAUUUUUGGCGAACAAAAUGCCAUUCGCCAAAAGGAUUGUGGAGCCGCAGCUUCUGUGCAGACACCAGAUCCCCAUCGAUGAAGGUCUGCUGUUCGAGGACCUGUGUGCCAUCAGCAAUGUGGUCCUCUCCCGGACCCUGCGACAGCUGUCCGACCUGGCGCGGCACGCCUGCUCCUUAUUCCAGGAGCUGGAAAACGACAUCAUGAGCACCAGCCAGCGUGUCUGGGUCCUCCAGAGCAAAAUAGGCCAGAUCCAGCAGACUGCCAGUGCCCUGGACCCCAAAAAGGAGGCAGUGCCGGUGUCGAACCUGGAUAUUGAGAGCAAACUGUCGGCUCACUAUCAGGCUCCAUGGCACCAGCAACAUAACGUGUUUCACCCUUGUUCCCGGCCACCAUGUCUGGAGGAGCUCCACAAAAAUGCUCAACUGAGUCUCAGAGCUCUGCAUCGAGACGAACAACAGCAUCAGCUGUCUUCAAGUCGGGAGAGAAACAGGGUGACCAUCUCUAUCUCAGUGGCACCCCCCAUGCCCAGCUUCCCUUCACCCCACAGCAUCCGACGGCAGCAGAGGAGUCGGCUUGCACGAGCGCAAGAGCGAGCAGAGAGGGAACGAGAGCUGGAGUAUCAACCAAAAAAGGAGAGAACUGUGAAAGAAAAAGAGAUGCAGACCACAGAGAGAAAGCUACAAGUGAGGCCUGCUAGAGAGGAGUGUAUGAAAACCAUCGAAAGGAAGUUUGAGUGCUUUUACUCACUUGACACUAUUGAAGGUUGCAUCUUCAUUCCAUGGAAUAGAAAGCCUACUCUGACAGAUAAAAGUGAAAGUGAUGAGGUCAUUGAAGGCCAAACAGCCAAGGCCUUAACCCACAGUGGCCCCUCAGCCCAGGAUAAACAGACAAACUGGUCAAAGGAAAACAUCCCGCCAUCAGAUCAGAAGACAAAUGGCGAUUCUCAAGCGGUCUCCUCAUGCAUAAUCCCCAUUAAUGUCACAGCAGGAGUCGGGUUUGACAGAGAGGCCAGUGCCCGUUGCUCACUAGUUCACUCCCAGUCGGUUCUUCAGAGAAGAAGGAAGCUAAGGAGGAGAAAGACUAUCACAGGAAUACCCAAACGGGUACAACAGGACAUGGACUCAGAUGAAUCACCUGUGGCAAGAGAGCGCACAGUGAUCAUCCAUGCCAAUUCGCAUCAACUCUCUCUCUGUCAAGAGGACCUCUCAAUUAGCGGGCGUCUCCAUCACACUCGUGACUCCGGCUGCCAGACAGAUGAUUUCCUUAUAGCAUGUACAGCUGCUCCUUCCAGAAGGCGAAUUAGAGCUCAGCGUAGCCAUCAAGGUAUCCCUGCCUCUCUGUCCCAUUCUACUGGUAACAUUUCCUCCCUGGGUGACCAGUCGGACUUUACAUACACCACAACCUCCACGAGAGGUGGGCACUUGCGCUCGCGUAGCCUUCCAAGAGAGGGUGGGCGUCUAAUGGACAGUGACGAGGACGACGAUGACAACUAUGAUGAUGAUGAUGAAGACGAAGAGUUGUCACCUUAUGAAGCAGAGGAUUUCAUUCCAUCAGGACCAAGUCCAAGAAUGAAGAUGAUGAUGAUGAAGGAUGAAGAAGAGAGCACAGAUGAUCAGGCAGCCCCUGAGCCACUGCAACUUGGAAGUCUAAAAAGAUUACAGAGGUCUAGUGAAAGAGACAGGGGGGGUGGAGCAGGAGGGAGUCCAGAACAUAGCUGGAUGGAGAGGGGUCGUUCUCGCUUGCCCCGCAAGGCUGACAUGGGUAGCUGUGAAAUCUCAUCAAGUUCUGAUACUUUUAGCAGCCCUAUUCACUCUGUGUCUACUACAGGAGUUCUAGGAAGCCAUGUGGACCACAAGGAAGACCACCAGUCAUCAAGUGGAAAUUGGAGUGGUUCCAGCUCCACCUGCCCCUCACAAACAUCUGAAACCAUCCCCCCACCCUCUUCCCCACCCCUGACAGGCUCUUCCCACUGUGAUUCAGAGCUCUCACUUAACACGGCGCCCAAUGCUAUUGAUGAGGGAUUUUCCCUCGAUCCUUCCUACCACUCUGACCUCAGGCCACAGAGUCAAGGGCACAGAUCAAGCUCUUUUACAUCAUCAGCCACAGACCAGCUUGAUGAUGCAGGGGUCAGUACAGCCAGUGAAGGGGAGUGGGCAUACCCCCCAGACCAAGAUCAGACUGAUCCAGACCAAGACCUGGAUCAGACCCAAAAGCUGAGUGAAAGCCACCAGUUUCUUCAAGGAUACAGCUCAAAAGAAGUUCUUAAUGACCAAACGUGUUUCAUUAAACAGAAAAUCAAUGCUGAAAAAGAGCCUGACUCUCAUUAUCCAUCUGAUACAGAGGGCUUCUACUCGUCCUCUGUGAAUUUUGGGGAGUAUAAUCAGACUUACAGAGAAUACACAUGUAACUAUGCAGACCAAGGGCCUGAUUGUCAUCAGUCCAACACUGUGGCAACACGAUUAUCCUAUGGAGAUUAUUCUCAGCCCUCACUUGAGUUCAAAACGAGCACUAUGAUUUUAGGUAGGACUUGCCGUCCUUUAAGAAAAUCAAAAAUCAAACCUCCACCACCCAAGCGAACAUCCUCGCUGAAGGAGACCAGUGGUAGAGUUGAUGUUGGAACAGACACACAAGCAGAUAAGGAUCAUCCAAAGAUGGUUAGUGAGCAAGAACUUACCUCGUCUUCCACAGAUAUGAAGCUGGAACUUGACCUGGAACUUGGAGGAGCUCCAGAACCAUUACAGUCAUCUUGUCUAGUUGCAGAGUCUUUGGGAACUUGGGGCAUGGGACUUGGGGGAGCCGCAGACAUGGUAGAGCCCAUGUCCUUUAGCUCUGCAGAUACACACUCAUUUAAGGAUGAAGGUGCUGUGCAAUCUGACUAUGCAGACCUGUGGCUUCACAACAGUGAAUUGAAAUCUAACAAUGAAACGCAAAUCCAGACUGUUGCCCAGACUAUAGAGUCCAAGGAAAGUAGUCCAUCUCUCCCCUCUGGAGACUUUAAACUUGGGUCACCUGAGAAACUGGCCGGUCUAGCUUCACCAUCAAGUGGUUAUUCAAGCCAAUCAGAAACCCCAACAUCAACCUUACCUUCAUCUUCAGCAGCAUUUUUCCCAGGACCACUGUCCCCUUCAACUGGCAAGAGAAAGCCUAAAGUGCCAGAAAGAAAGUCAUCUCUCUCUUCCUUGCAACAAUUUCCAAGAGAUGGAGUUUCCAUUUCAUUUUACAAUAAGAGAGAUCCAGACUUUCCACCUCCACCUUCUCAACUUGAUCUCAAUGUUCUACAUGGAGGCUAUGUUAGACACACGUUGUCCCACCGAGCAUACCACAUGCACACCCUUCACCAUAGCAAACACAGAGUUGCAAAUGUUUUAUCUGCUGGACCAAAAAUAUUGGUCCCUGAAAUAACUAAUAUCAAUCCAUCACAGAGUUCAAGCUCUGCUUUAACAAAUCCAAGCUCAAACGUUUUGCCAGGAACUCCAUCUACAAUUCGUUCAGUGCAGCUUCAUUCAGUUAGCCAAUCUGCAGAGCCACAGAGUUCUUCCACAACGUACCAGGAGACGGCAAAUGGAGCUGAGACUGUAACAAGGCCAAAAAACCCUGCUAGUGGUUCUACUCUGGCUCCUCCCCCUGUUAAUACCAGGCCUCUCCCUCCCCGAAGGCCACCUCCCAGACCCCCAUGUCAUGAUCACACCUCCUCUCCUGAACGUUCACAGCCACCUCCACCUGGUCGCCACCCAGAUGGACCUCCAUCCUACGAAAGUCUGCUUCUAAGGCAGGACCGCUAUGGACCAGGAACAUUCUGGGCUAUGACUGCCUUCAGAACAAGAAUGGACCCUUCUGCAGACCUCUCUGAAGACAGUUCACCCCUGCAUAGACCAGUGCCACGUGCUCCACACCCUUCCCCAGUGGAUCUCCACACACAUAUUCACUCACACACUGAGUUCAGAGGGCUCACCCACUUAACACAUGCACGUUCCGAGUUUAGAGUUUUAGGGGAGCGCUCAUUCUCCCAGGAUGAUGAUGAAGAUGAGGAGGAGGAGGAGGAGGAGGAGGAGGAAGAGCAGGUGAAAGAGCCGAAGAGGGCUGCAUGUUCCAGAGGAGGAAUGCGAUCGGACCACCAUCCUCCCCCAGCAUAUGAAUUUGCUGGGGGAUCCCACUUAAACUCAGGGCCAUGGGCUAGUCCUGUUAAAGUGCCUGGUAACACAACAGAGACAUCGCAUCCUUACCUAAUCAGCGAUGCAAGGAAAGGAGGACAAGAGGUGCAGGAAGAAAAGAAGGAAGUGAUAUCAGGUGCUACCAGAAGUGCCCAUCAGCACUAUUUCCAGGAGAGCAAGGAUGACUCCACCACUCCUGACACUGAGGAUUACUUUAGCAAAGGGAUGUUGUGUUCUACAGAUUCCACACCGAGUGACAAUUCACUUUCCCCCCUGACGGAUGAUACCAAAGUGGAUGACGACAUCAUUAUUACAUCACCUAACAAGAGUCGUACAACAGAAGAUCUUUUUGCCAUGAUACACAGAUCCAAGAGAAAGGUCCUAGGCCGUAAAGAUUCAGGAGACCUAAAUGUAAAGUCUCGUCUUUGCCCCACAGCAUCUGUAACCCCCAGCAAUGUUCCCACUAACGUUGUCCCUCCAGCCCCUCCUCUUAACUUUCCAGCUACUUUAGCUAAUGCUGUUGGGUCACAGAGAGCUCCUGUUCCAAUCUAUCGAAGUGCUAAGAAAUCCAGCACAUCCAACGAGGAGUUUAAACUUCUUUUGUUAAGAAAAGGGAGCAGGUCUGAUUCUAGCUACCGCAUGUCAGCCACAGAGAUUCUGAAGAGCCCCAUCACCCCCAAAACACCAGGGGAGUCCCUGCAGGAAGGUCCUAUUAGACAGGCAGAGGAGCAAAGUUCUGUGCCUCAGGAGCCUCCAGUCUCUCCUCUGGACUCAAUCCAGAUACCAGGUCUUUUUCCUCGGGCCAACUCAGAGAGUUUUACUCCCAAAACCCUCCCCAUGUCGGCUGCAUCUCGACAGGGAAGGUCUCGGAUCCCCCCGGUUGCCAACAGCAGCCGCUACAGUACACGCAGUCGCCUCUACACAGCCCCCAUGCAAGCCAUUUCUGAAGGGGAGACAGAGAACUCAGAUGGGAGCCCCCAUGAUGAUAGAUCGUCAUAAAAUGACCCAAUGAGAACUUUUGCCCAUUGUUAACUGGUUUCUGGAUUUUUAAACCCUCGCUCCUCCUUUUCACUAGUGGAGGGAUUCCUGCACUGUUUCAAAUCUGACUGUUGCUGAAAUGCACUCAGCUGUAAACUGCUUAAAAGUGGCAGACAGAGAAUCAUUAAGGGAUUAUAAUGAAAUCCUGACAAUAUAUCUAAAUACUUUAUUUAAUGAAGAAUAAUCCCCUUCUUUAAAAGUGUAAGAAAUAUUUUGAUUGAACAGGCUUUUGUUUAAAAAAAAAAAAAGAUAAAAAAUGUCCUAAAUGUUUGGAAAAUGAUGAGAAAUAAUAUUGUGACAAAGUGCAUGUGCAUAUACAGGCACAUGUAAUCUUUAAUAAUAUUUCUACUUUUUGUGUUUUGAAUGGCGCGGGUGCAGGUGUGUCACUUAGGGACUGAUUUAUUACUUCAUCUAAAAAUUCUUUCCACAUUUUGUAUUAUUUUAACCUAUGGUGCUCACUGCAUCAGCCAGACUUCCUAGAGUCUUUACUCAGUUUUCCUGCCAACAAGCAAAGUCGGCUUGAUGUGGAAGUCACUAGCAAGAGUCUCAACUUAGCACCAAGUUUUCUAUUACAUUUACAUCUGCAGACCUGCCAUAAAGUAUAGUACAAAGAGCCAGUGUUAUAUUUGUCAACAAAAAUAAUAUCCAAAUACUAACAUGAUGCAUGUAUUUUUGUAAAAAUGCACUUCAGAACAUGAUAAGACUUCAACUUGUUGCAUGACCUAUGUGGAAAGAACCCCUGGAUCCUGGUUUCUGUCAAGAUUUUUGUACUUCUUUUGUAUAACAGGAGAAAAGAUUAUUUCACUGCUAAAGAUUUGAGUUGCAUUUGGCCACAUUGAUUAAAUCUAAUUUUUUCUUUAAUUUGUGUGUUAAAACAGAAGGAGCAAGGGCACCUACUUGUCUAUCAUACAGGCUAAUUUUGGACAAUCGCACAGUGGCCUUUCUCCUACAGAGGUGGUUGUGGCAGGGGAUUUAAAAGUCUCCAGAUGUAUAAAUUUACAUAAAACUGUGUCAAGUUUCACUAGAAUUAAAACACACUUCAAAAGCUGACCUUAAAAUAUCCUGCUCUUUCCAGCUGCUAACAAGAGUUACAGUGCCGAAAGCAGGAAAAGUUGCAUGUCAAUGCAGAUUAAACCGAACCAGUGACCGCAGAUGGUGAAAAUGCUUUAGAAAGGCCUUCAGUCUGUUGGACUAGAGGUAAACUUGGUAUGGUUUCACAGAUCUAACCUCGUUUUGCACUUCCCAAGAAGAUUCACAAGAAUAGAAGAAAGAAAGAUAUAUCUUAUAAUGAAAUCCGUGUAUAUUUGUACUGAAUAGAAAAGCUCUUAUCUAUAUUAAAAUGAAGAGAACUUCUAUGGGGAACCAAUCCACGUGUAGCAAAGAACAGGUCUCACUGACAUUACACAUGAUUUUUUUUAGCAGUGUACUGUUCGCCUCUCCUUGUUGCCUCUCCUUCAUUUGCACUGACCCAGUAGCAUUAGACAGGUGAAAGCUCAACCCAAGUGGCCGAUGUAAAUCACUCUGAAUUACACUUCAAACCUCACAUAUCACACCUUCUCAGAGAGAGUAGAGAUGAUAAUAAAGGACAAGAGUACAACAUAAUGUUGAUGGCCCAUUAUUCAUUUUUGCUGCAAGGGUAAAAGAGAUGUGUCCUUUGAAUAAAUAUCUUUCAUCAAUGGAAAGCUUGAACUCUCAACUUGCCUACCAGAACAAACACAACACAUAUACUUCUUCUGUUUAGAGACCAUGCUUCAAAUGAAACUAUUCACUGUAUUCUGUGAAUACCUCAGAAAGCAUAUCUAGAUAGAUAGAUAGAUAGAUAGAUAGAGAGAGAGAGAGAGAGAGAGAUAGAUAGAUAGAUAGAUAGAUAGAUAGAUAGA